AGAGCUUGUCUCCCGCCAAAAACACCACAAACUCGCCGCCAUGAUUUGAGAGGAGCCACAGCAUUCAACCAAAAAUACGACCCCUUUACCACGUAAAACCCCAAUAUUCCCCUCAUAACAUCACAGAAACUUAGAGCACAUCAUGUACAUUAAGCAGGUUAUUAUUCAGGGGUUUAGGAGUUACAGAGACCAAACUAUUAUAGAACCAUUCAGCUCCAAGCACAAUGUCAUAGUGGGACGUAAUGGAUCUGGGAAAAGCAACUUUUUCUUUGCCAUUCAAUUUGUGCUAAGUGCUGACGAGUUUAGCAAUCUAAGACAAGAAGAACGGCAGGCAUUGCUACAUGAGGGGACGGGUCCUCGUGUGGUGUCUGCUUUUGUUGAGCUUAUUUUUGACAACAGUGAUAAUAGACUGCCGAUUGAAAAAGAUGAGGUGUCACUUCGACGGGUUAUUGGUGCCAAGAAGGACCAAUACUUCCUGGACAAGAAGAAUGUUACCAAGUCAGAUGUGAUGAAUCUCUUAGAGAGUGCUGGCUUCUCUCGUAGCAAUCCAUACUACAUUGUCAAGCAAGGCAGGAUCAAUCAACUUGCAGUUGCUAAAGACAAUGAAAGGCUGAAGUUGCUGCGCGAGGUGGCUGGCACGAGGGUCUAUGAUGAGAGAAAAGAAGAGAGCAAGCAGAUCCUGAAAGACUCUGAAAACAAGAAAGAAAAAAUUGAGGAGUUACUAAAAUACAUAGAGGACAGAUUACAGACUUUAGAAGAAGAAAAAGAGGAACUUAAAGCAUACCAAAAGUGGGAUCGUGAGAGAAGGUGCCUUGAGUACACUAUACAUGACAAAGAGUUAAGAGAUACUAGAGAAAAACUGGAAGAAUUGGAAGGUGUGCGGCAUGAAGAAUCCACCAGAGCUGGGGACUUGCAAAAAGAGGUCACUCAAGCUAGUGAAAACAUAGAGAAAUAUUCUCAGUCUAUUCGGGAUUUGGGCGAGAAAGAGAAUGUCUUGACCUCAGAAAAGAAACAAUUAGAAGAGGAGUGCCAAGAAAACAUCAAGCAAAGGACCAAACUAGAGUUAGAUAUCAAGGACUUAGAGACAUCGGCAUCUGAUGAUGCUACUACCAAGGAAUCAUAUAGAGAGGAGCUAGAGAGGCUUCAAGGAACCAUCAGCCAGCAGCAGCAAGAAUUGGACAAUUUGCUGCCAAGUUACAAUGAGUACAGAGCUGAGGAAGAGCAAUGCACAUUAAGGCUUAGCGCAUGUGAACAGCGCCGUACAGAGUUGUAUGCCAAGCAAGGCAGGAAGAACCAGUUCAGUUCGAAAGAAGCAAGAGAUAAUUGGAUAAAGAAGGAAAUGAAGUCCUUAACCAGUACAGUAGCCAAGAAAGAAUCUCAGAUACAAGCUUUACAACAAGAAACAGAACGUCUUCGCUCAGAGUUCCAAAGGCUUGAAACAGACAUCAAGGAAAGAACAGAUGAUCUUGAGCAGAGAAGGAGUAGUAUUGAGCAAAACAAUAAAGAAUACUCAGAACUGAAAAGAAAAAGAGAUGAGCUUACCAAUACACGAAAAGAGUUGUGGAGGCAGGAGGCUGCAAUGGAGCAGACAAUCAACACAGCUCGUGAAGAGUUGUCAAAAUCAGAGCGUGGCUUGAAGGGCACUGUAAAUAAAGGUAUCAGUAAUGGAAUAGAAACUGUGAAGAAGAUAAUGCAAGAGAAGAACUUACAAGGGGUAUAUGGUCCUUUAAUUGAAAACUUCACCUGUAAUGAGAAGUUCUUCACUGCAGUAGAGGUCACAGCUGGUAACAGGCUAUUCCACAUCAUUGUAGAUACAGAUAAGACAGCUUCUCUGAUUCUUUCAACCAUGAACAGACAGAAGAUGCCUGGAGAAGUCACAUUCAUGCCUCUAAAUAAAGUCAAAAUCAAACCCACCAAUUUUCCUAAAUCUGAUGAUGUGAUGCCUAUGAUAAGUAAGCUCAACUUUGAUGACACUCUUAGGCCAGCCAUGGAACUGGCAUUUGGGAAAACACUGAUAUGCCGUGACCUGGAUGUUGCCACCCAGUAUUCAAAGAGUGAGAACCUGGACUGCAUAACCCUGGAUGGUGACCAGGUCAGUAGGCGGGGUGCCCUUACUGGUGGCCAUUAUGAUACUCGCAAAUCCCGCUUGGACCUGCAGAGGACAAUAUGGUCUAGCGGCAAGAAGGUGGAGGAUGAGGAGGUUCAGCUGCAAACAAUCAAGACAAGCUUGGAAGAAAUUGAUGGUCAAAUCACCACAGUAUUAGGAAAACUACAGAAAGCAGAGACCAGACAAGUCCAGCUAAGGGAAACAUACGAGAAGCAGAAACUUGAUGUACGAGCAAUGACACAAAGCAAAGAGAGGACAGAACAAGCCCUUAAAGCGAAGGAAAGCAAGCUCUCCACAUUAGAGACAGACUUGGGUGCAAUGAGGAGCUCUCUUAAAUCGUGGAACGAUGAACUUGGCACAGAGUUGCUUUCCCAACUUACAUCACAGGACCAGGAGGAGGUUGACCGAAUAAACCGUGAUAUCAACGACUUGCAGGAGAGACUUCGUACCUCAGUCACAAGGAGAACAGAGCUUGAAGCAAGGAAAAGCCAUCUUGAGAAUCAACUGAAUAAUAACCUGAUCCUCAGGCGAAACGAACUCAGUCAGGCUCUGGAGGAAAUCUCUAUAGAAGACCAGCAGCAACAGCUGGAAACGCGCCGGGCAGACCUUAAAGCUGUUGUACAUGUUGUCAAAAAAGCAAGAGAACGAUUAAAAGAGCUAGAAAGCGAGGUCAGCCAUGUAGCAAAGAAAAAGACAAAAGCUCAAACAAAACUUGAAGAGUGGAAGGUUAUUGAGAGGUCUCGGCUAGAAGCUAUCCAAGAAGAUGCAAGAUCUCUUGAAAAAAUUGCAAACAAGCGCAGCCUUCUUGUCAAAAAGAAAGAUGAAUGUAUGAAGAAGAUACGCGAGCUAGGCUCCCUACCAUCAGAUGCUUUUGACAAAUUCCAGAAGACUGCCUUGAAAACGCUCUGGAAGAAGCUCCAUCAUUGUAACGAGGAAUUAAAGAAGUACAGCCACGUGAACAAGAAAGCGCUUGAUCAGUUUAUCAACUUCUCCGAGCAGAAGGAGAAGCUUAUGAAGCGCAAGGACGAGCUGGACAAGGGCUACGAGGCGAUCGUGGACCUAAUGGAUGUGCUUGAAAUGCGUAAACACGAAGCAAUCCUCUUUACCUUCAAGCAGGUGUCUAAGUACUUCAGCGAUGUAUUUGAGAAGCUUGUACACAACGGCAAAGGGACCCUCGUCAUGAAGACAGAUCCGAUUGAGCACCAGGACGAUCCCGAUAGCCAGUCUAGCAGCCAAGCAUCUUCUCAAGGCUCUGUUCCUCUCGUUGACACCUUUACAGGCGUUGCCAUCAAGGUUUCUUUUACUGGAAAGGCAGCAGAAACCCGAGAAAUGAACCAACUCUCUGGCGGACAGAAGUCUCUAGUUGCUCUUGCAUUAAUAUUCGCGAUACAGAAGUGCGAUCCUGCACCUUUCUAUCUGUUCGACGAGAUCGACCAAGCUCUCGACCCGCAGUUCAGAAAGGCCGUGGCAGAAAUGAUUCGGAACUUGGCAGUCAAGGCACAGUUCAUUACAACAACAUUCAGACCCGAGCUGCUCGAGUCAGCAGACAAGUUCUACGGGGUAAAAUUCAGGAAUAAAGUCAGUCACAUUGAUGCUAUCACGCUAGAACAGGCUAAAGACUUUAUCGAAGAUGAUGAUCAUGGUAAAUGACCAACAAUGCCACAAGCUAAAUAGUGAAUACCGUCACAGUGUCUGUCUCAAACUAGGUGGCCAGGAUAGAUAGUGGAUAACAUCACAACGUAUUAUCGUUCUCAAGCAAGUGCUCAAUAUACGGCACAACAAAAAAGUAUCACUAUAGCCUUUAGUGUGCCUAGUAUGACCACGCCAUAGCCUGCAUGCAUGACAUUUUCUCUUUAAAAUGAAAUAUUAGCGUUUCUGACAAAUUCAUUGACAACUAAACGUCCUGGUAUCUUUUGUUGCGUUAAAUCUUGAUUAUCGGAGCUAAUUCAGUGCAUAAUCGCGCUAUAGUUUUUAGUCGGGAUUCCUGUGGAGGAAUCCUCGAGUUGAGAAUUCGCGUUUGUUAUUUUUAUUUUGCUUGGAGUGACCUAGGGCCUUGGAUUGACCUACUGUUACCUAGGGCCUUGGAGUGACCUACUGUUACCUAGGACCUUGGAGUGACCUACUGUUACAGUGAAAACCUGCGUAUAAGAUGUCAGGUCAAGUUCUUAUACGCAGGCUUUUACUGUAGCUUAUCUAACUGUUGCACAGAUAUAUUUAAACAGCUCCAGGAUUAUCGUUUAAGGUGCACAAAUGUAAUUUUGUUCUGAAAUAAUCUCUUUAAUGUUGCUUAAACAAUUCGAAUAAUAUACAUGGUUUCAAGCAUGUUUUCCGACUCUUGUAUGUUGAAGUUUCUUACUUUAUAUUGUUACAUUUUGAAGUUUACAUCCCCUUGUAAUAUUUCCUGUAAGAUCUUAGUUUUAUACAUAAAUUAUUUAAAACUUUUAAGUCAUAUUUGAUGUAUUGCAAUACAAACUUUCUCGAAUA
Molecule: messenger RNA, 4591 nt
Organism: Nematostella vectensis (starlet sea anemone)
Lineage: Eukaryota; Metazoa; Cnidaria; Anthozoa; Actiniaria; Edwardsiidae
Product: structural maintenance of chromosomes protein 3
Exons: 36
Coding region: 143-3757 (1204 amino acids)
Biological process (GO): mitotic sister chromatid cohesion
Cellular component (GO): chromosome
Molecular function (GO): ATP hydrolysis activity; protein binding; cohesin loader activity
Source: RefSeq, a predicted model, not a curated record